Messenger RNA from Linum trigynum, 228 nucleotides. The record is from the annotation of a GenBank genome assembly. NCBI's taxonomy places the organism in Eukaryota, Viridiplantae, Streptophyta, Magnoliopsida, Malpighiales, Linaceae.
AUGGAUUGGGAUGUCUACCGGGGGGUGAAUUUGGCUAGAGAUGGUGGUUACAACCUUUCCAAGUGCAUGGAGGCAGCGUUUGAUCCGAUCAUCGCCCAUCACUUUAAUCUGUCAAGGGAAAUCACCGCCGAGGUUUUCAGGAGGUACGGUCUCCUUCUCUCGGAUUGGAUGGCCAAGGAGAGUCCUGCUCUCGUGAGCUUGACUUCCUCGCUCACUAAGCGACAUUGA